This is a messenger RNA of Zea mays, 1410 nucleotides long. RefSeq lists its product as uncharacterized. The transcript has a single exon. Lineage: Eukaryota; Viridiplantae; Streptophyta; Magnoliopsida; Poales; Poaceae. Bases 60 to 1133 code for a protein of 357 amino acids. Gene Ontology annotation, molecular function: heme binding; peroxidase activity. Gene Ontology annotation, biological process: response to oxidative stress; hydrogen peroxide catabolic process. The record is from RefSeq and is marked validated.
CACGCUUCCAAAAGUUAGGAGGGGAACCCAUCAGCCAAGAGCUACGCAAACGCACAGCGAUGCACAAGCACGAGAUACCAGCCACCAUGCGCCUGUCCCUCCUCCUCGUCGUCGUGGCCGCCCUCUCGGCGCGCACCGCGGCGCAGCUGCCGCUGGCGGGCGGCGGCGGCGGCGCCCUGAAGCCGGACUUCUAUAGCCAGUCGUGCCCGCGCGCGGAGCGGAUCAUUGCGGAGGUGAUGCAGACGAAGCAGAUGGCGAACCCGACGACGGCCGCGGGCCUGCUCCGCGUCUUCUUCCACGACUGCUUCGUCAGCGGGUGCGACGCGUCGGUGCUGAUCGCGUCCACCCAGUUCCAGAAGUCGGAGCACGACGCGGAGAUCAACCACUCCCUCCCCGGGGACGCCUUCGACGCCGUGGUGCGCGCCAAGCUGGCCCUGGAGCUGGAGUGCCCCGGGGUGGUGUCCUGCGCCGACAUCCUCGCACUGGCGUCGGGCGUGCUGAUUACCAUGACCGGCGGGCCCCGGUACCCGGUUCCGCUGGGGCGCAGGGACUCGCUGUCGUCGUCGCCCACGGCGCCCGACGUGGAGCUGCCGCACGCCAACUUCACCGUGGACCGCCUCAUCCAGAUGUUCGGCGCCAAGGGGUUCACGGUGCAGGAGCUGGUGGCGCUGUCCGGCGCCCACACGCUGGGCUUCUCCCACUGCAAGGAGUUCGCCGACCGCCUCUACAACUUCCGCAACCAGGGCGGGAAGCCGGAGCAGUUCGACCCCAGCAUGAACCCGUCCUACGCCAGGGGGCUGCAGGACGUGUGCAGGGACUACCUCAAGGACCCCACCAUCGCCGCGUUCAACGACAUCAUGACGCCCGGCAAGUUCGACAACAUGUACUUCGUCAACCUCGAGCGCGGCCUCGGCCUGCUCAGCACCGACGAGGAGCUGUGGACGGACCCACGCACCAAGCCCCUGGUGCAGCUCUAUGCAUCCAACGCCACAGCCUUCUUCGACGACUUCGGCCGCGCCAUGGAGAAGCUCAGCUUGUUCGGCGUCAAGACCGGCGCCGACGGCGAGGUCAGGCGGCGCUGCGACGCCUACAACAGCGGCCCCGCCGUCGCCGCCACCAUACCCAAGAUGUGACGACGCUGCGCGUGGUACGACGACGGGCGCGCACGUGCUUGUCUGCAUGCGGAUCGAUCGACGGCCGAGCUGUCUGGCACGACGACGGCGUGUUGAUCGAGGGCCUCGGCUCCUCCUGCGACGGUCACGAUGGUGUUAAGAUUUCGUGCCGAAAUGUGAUAUGUUUCAUGCUCGAUCAAGUAAUUUAUUCCUAAUCUGUGUGCUGCGCAAAAGAAAGAAAAACUUCGAAGUGUUGCGCUACUCGCUAGUAUGAAUUAAUUCGUUUUUCCCUUUGAUC